Molecule: messenger RNA, 1995 nt
Organism: Camellia sinensis
Lineage: Eukaryota; Viridiplantae; Streptophyta; Magnoliopsida; Ericales; Theaceae
Product: aldehyde oxidase GLOX
Source: RefSeq, a predicted model, not a curated record
AUCCCCACGCUUCCAUUCACCAUACACUUCUGAGUUGUGAGUCCUCCACAAGAACUCACAAAAACAAAAACAAAAACAAACAUGACUCCAUAUUUCAUUCUCUCCUUGUUCCUCCACCACCUAGCAUUCCUCUUAGCUGGACCAUUGUGCCGGAAUCUGACCCAUGCCGCCACCGGAGGAGGCAGGUGGACCCUCCUCAAACCCAACAUUGGCAUAACCGCCAUGCACAUGCAGCUCCUCCCCAACGACCGUGUCGUAAUCUUCGACCGCACCGACUUCGGCCCCUCCAACAUCUCUCUCCCCAACCACAAAUGCCGACACGAUCCCAACGACAUCGUUUUGACAUCCGACUGCACUGCCCAUUCCAUUGAAUACGAUGUCGUCUCCAACUCCCUCCGCCCUCUCACCGUCCUCACCGACGUCUGGUGCUCCUCCGGCUCUCUCUCCCCUGACGGCCGUCUGAUUCAGACUGGCGGUUUCAACGACGGUGAUCGUGCUGUCAGAUUUUUCAAGCCCUGUAAUGGUUUUGAUUGUGACUGGCAAGAAAUCAAAUAUGGGUUGAAUAUGGAAAGAUGGUAUGCCACCAAUCAUAUAUUGCCGGACGGUCGACAAAUCAUCGUCGGUGGUCGCCGGCAAUUUAACUAUGAGUUUUAUCCGAAGACCGGCUCGACUAAUCGAGCUUACAGUUUACCCAUUUUAGUAGAGACUAAUGAGCCCAAAAUUGAGAACAACUUGUACCCAUUUGUGUUUCUUAACGUUGAUGGGAAUUUGUUUAUUUUUGCGAAUAAUCGUGCAGUACUGUUCGAUUAUUCGAAGGGUAUUGUCGUCAAGAGAUACCCGAAUAUGCCAGAUGGCAAUCCUCGGAGUUAUCCGAGCACCGGUUCGGCAGUUUUGCUGCCAUUGAAGAACUUGCAAGGACGAGCAAUUCAAGCUGAAGUGCUGGUUUGUGGAGGUGCACCAAAAGGAUCCUACACCAGCGCUCGAAUGGGUCAAUUUGUCGGAGCCUUGAAAACAUGCGGGCGGAUCAAAAUAACCGACCCAUCUCCCCAGUGGGUUAUGGAGACUAUGCCUCUGGCUCGGGUCAUGGGUGACAUGGUAUUGCUUCCAAACGGUGAUGUUUUGAUUAUUAAUGGUGGGUCGGCAGGGACAGCCGGAUGGGAAUAUGGUAGGAACCCGGUUUUAAAUCCGGUUGUUUACCAUCCCGAUAUGGCAAUUGGGUCGAGAUUUGAUGUCCAAAACCCGAGCACUGUACCCCGGAUGUACCAUUCCUCGGCAAUUUUGCUUCGUGACGGUCGAGUUCUUGUUGGUGGUAGUAAUCCUCAUGUUGCUUACAAAUUUAAGGGUGUCCUUUUUCCCACUGAAUUAAGAUUGGAAGCUUUUUUGCCAUCGUAUUUGGAUUCAGGAUCCGUUAAAUUGCGUCCAAAGAUUAUUUCACCUGCUUCUCAAAUCAAGUUUAGGUACGGUCAACAGAUUACGAUUCAAUUUACAGUAGCUGGUACUAUAAAUGGAAAUUUGGUCACCGUAACCAUGGUUGCACCAUCAUUUAACACACAUUCAUUUUCCAUGAACCAAAGAUUAUUGGUGCUUGGUGGCGGAAAUGUGAGAAUUAUUGGAAAAUCCACAUAUGAAAUUGGGGUGGUGACACCGGGUUCGGGUAAACUUGCCCCAUCCGGAUACUAUCUUUUAUUUGUGGUCCAUCAACAAAUACCCAGUGACGGCAUUUGGGUCCAUAUACAGUGAAACUUCUCUUUCUUUCAAAAUUAGUGUUGAAUUUGUAGUAUAUAAAAUAUUUUCACUAUUUCUUUUCAAAGAUCAAAACAUAGUAAAAGUAAGUUGUUUUGACAAUUUUUUUUUUCUUGCAAGGAUGGUUAUGAUGUCAUCAAAAUUGUAUUUACAAGAUUAAAUAAAAAAGCUGGAUCUUCAUGUUAUGAAUUGUACUUUACAUGGAUAAUUCUUCCAUGACAUUAAUUAAUAAAAGAUGGUUGUUAUAUAUUA